GGGGGUUUUAAGCCCCCGCCAGCUACUUGAGCUGUCGUCAGUCGUCGACAACACUUGCUCCAAAGCACACAUAUCUCAAUCAAGCGGGCGCACUAAUUGGUUUGGAACUUGUCAAGUUUUUCUGGGGGGGAUUGCAGUGCUGUCGCACAAUUCGAUCCUGCAUUCUACUGUGUGCGAAUUGACUCAAGCAGCAAUAAGAUGGCAGAUGUCUCGCAACACAACCAACUUCUUCUCUCCGAGUGCUACAGAGGCUCCAGCCCGCGCAGUGCCUCCACUCCUGGUCCGGCGGCUCCCGACAGCCCGGCCAAUUCGGCGUCCGGCCGCUUCUCGGCUUCACCGUCCGUGGCGGCCGCUCUUCUCUCGCCGUCCGGCCCCAAUUGUUUCUCGUCCAACUACCACUACUCGCCGUACCACCACCACCAUCACGCCAUGAGCAGCCAGCACCAUCCGGCAGCUCUGGGCCUCAUGGGCUCCUUCCUCAGCGUUGGUUCCUAUCCUUACGCGGCGCUGGCCGCUGCGGCCGCCGCUGCCGCCGCUGGAAUGGCCGGCCACCACCUAGCCCCACCGCUGGCGCCUCCGCCUCUGCUGCAUCCGCUCAACCGCAUCCGGCAGCAAUCGUCACCAACGUCCCAGUCUCCAGUCUCCAGAGUUCUGCCCUUUUCCGUUGAGAACAUCCUGAAGCCGGAAUUCGGUCGCAAUCAGCCGUCCAGCCAUGACUCGACUCCAGCAGAGACGGCCGACCAGCCGGAAAGCGUCGAGAUGAAACCACUGGGCAGAGAGCCCAUCAAGAGGACGGCCUCCAAUGCCGGAAUCACCAGCCCUUCGUCUUCGCUGGGCAACAAGCGCGUGAAAUCGUCCCUUUCCGUCUCGCCAGCGCCUCAGAUGAGCAAGAAAAUCAUCACGUCGCCCGUCUCCAUCAAGGCUGACCCUGCUGAUCUGUCGGGACGGACGAGCAGCUGCACCGAUUCCUCGUCGUUUUCGUCCGGCGAAGGCAGCAGCCACGGCAAAGAUGGCGAACAGUCGACCGGAUCCACCGAACUGCCAACCGAUCCUACCAAAAUGACCGAUCCAGCCAAAUGGCCCGCUUGGAUCUUCUGCACUCGCUACUCUGAUCGACCGUCCUCUGGUCCGCGAUUGCGACGCACCAAAAAAGACCGGAACGCCGAGGAGAAGCGCCCGCGGACGGCUUUCACGUCGGAGCAAUUAGCCCGUCUCAAAAACGAGUUCACGGAGAAUCGUUACCUGAACGAGAAGCGACGCCAAGAGCUGGCCAACGAAUUGCAAUUGCACGAGAACCAGAUCAAGAUCUGGUUCCAGAACAAGCGGGCCAAAAUCAAGAAAACCACCGGCCAGAAGAAUCCCCUGGCGCUCCAGCUCAUGGCUCAGGGUCUCUACAAUCACUCGACUGUCCCAGUCGGCGAGGAGGAGGAAGACGAAGCGUUCUACGCCUCCCAUCAGCAGCACCAGCAACAGCAGAGGGAACAGCACAGUGAAUAAAUAAGCAGCAGCCAGCAGCCUAUGCAAGUAUAAAUAUGCACGCUCGUGCUGUGCUCGUGGGUCAUUCUUCAAUCAAAACAAACGUCUACACGAUUCACUCGUUCAAUUCGCCAAAGAAGAUUUCAGCCAAUUUGUUAUUUGAAUGGCUCGACUCUCUCUCAUCACCUUCUUAGACUCUUCUACGCUACUUCGAUUGCGGUUCCAUACAGAGCAGUUGAUUUCGCUCGAGGUUCCCGAAGAAUAAGCCCCCCUGACUUUUCAAAGCAGUAUUUAAAUGUUUGUUUGUUUGUUUUUUGGUUUAGCUGUCGUGCCAUAAUGGUUCAGUUUUUCAGUUGACAUCUGCUGACUGUAGACGAAAUAGUAUAUAUACAUACUAGACAACAUAACAAAGCCCUAUUAUCUAUGAUCGCAUAUAAUAUGACAUGCCCAGUUGAAAUUCACUCUCUUUUCAUUCAAUUAUACGUUGCAAACAUUACUUUAUAAUAUCAAAUCUCAUCUAUUGAUUCCUAUCGUGUUUCGAGCAACUGUGGAUUUUUGAAAGGUCGCAAUAUUAUUAUCGUGUCGCGUUGUAUUCCUCUGUAAUCAUUAUUAUUUGUUUCCAUUGUGUUACAUUUCAUACUUACCACAUGCAGUGCUGUAUAUCUGUGAAUAAAAUCUUCAUUACUCGCUA
Messenger RNA from Daphnia pulex (common water flea), 2167 nucleotides. Its product is annotated as homeobox protein engrailed-2-A-like. NCBI's taxonomy places the organism in Eukaryota, Metazoa, Arthropoda, Branchiopoda, Diplostraca, Daphniidae. Gene Ontology annotation, cellular component: nucleus. The coding region runs from base 199 to 1497 and encodes 432 amino acids. Gene Ontology annotation, molecular function: DNA-binding transcription factor activity, RNA polymerase II-specific; RNA polymerase II cis-regulatory region sequence-specific DNA binding. Gene Ontology annotation, biological process: multicellular organism development; neuron differentiation; regulation of transcription by RNA polymerase II. The record is from RefSeq and is a predicted model, not a curated record. The transcript is spliced from 2 exons.